Mesorhabditis belari is the source of this 1377-nucleotide messenger RNA. Lineage: Eukaryota; Metazoa; Nematoda; Chromadorea; Rhabditida; Rhabditidae. The record is from the annotation of a GenBank genome assembly.
AUGACUGAUUUACUUCGAAAACCUUUAGUGGAAGAUCAAAAUCCUAUUGGACCAGUUGAAUUGUCGUAUGACAGUGUAGAGAAUGAAGGCAAUCAGCCAAUUAUGAUGAAUUUCGGAGUCAUUCCAUCAAAAGAACCACCAGCAAUUCCAAUGGUUCGUUCGGAAAGAGUGCCCCUUUCGCCGCUUUCACCCUCGUCAAACGCAUCUCCUCGAACAUUGGAGUUGAAUGGAAAUGUUGGAUUUGACACAUUACCUCAUCAAAUGGUCAAGAAAGCUAUUGAGCAAGGUUUCCAUUUCAAUUUGAUGUGUGUUGGUGAGACGGGACUUGGAAAAACAACACUUAUCGAGUCACUUUUCAAUAUGAAACUUGAAUUCGAUUCCUGUGAUAAUGAGCUAACGACGGUUGAAUUGAGAAGCAAGAAAUACGAAGUGAUGGAGGGUGGGAUUCGUCUUCGGAUGACAAUUGUCGAGACGGCCGGAUUUGGGGAUCAAUUGGACAAGGAUAAGAGUGCGAGUUUGAUUGCGAAACAUCUCAACGAUCAAUUUGAGAAAUAUUUCAAAGAAGAGCUAAAAAUUCGCCGUAUGUUGUCCUUCUAUGAGGACACUCGUAUCCAUGCGUGUCUCUAUUUUAUCUCACCAACAGGACUCGGCCUCAAAGCGCUUGACUUGGUGACUCUGCGCGAGUUGAGUAAACGAGUGAAUGUGAUCCCGAUCAUCGCCAAAAGUGACACCAUCAGCAAGGAUGAUCUCAUUCGUUUCAAAAGCAAAAUUCUCUCGGAAUUAGCGCAAAAUCACAUUGAAAUCUAUCAAUUCCCGACUGACGACGAAACGGUGGCCGAAAUCAAUUCGCAAAUGAAUAAAUUUACUCCUUUCGCUGUCAUUGGCAGUACGGAUUUCGUGAAAAAAGAUGAUGGCAAGUUUGUACGCGCGCGACGGUAUCCAUGGGGAAUCGUUGAAGUCGAAAACGAAGAUCACUGCGACUUUGUGAAACUUCGCGAUGCACUCCUUCGCACAAAUGUUGACUCGCUUCGUGAACGAACACAUUCGGUGCUCUAUGAAAAUUAUCGACGUGAAAGACUCCGCUCUUCGAUGAAUGACGGAGACGGUGAUGCGAUUCGAUUCAUCGAAAAUUGUGCUCAGAAAAUGCAAAAGUACACCUUGGAAAUGAGAGCGAAAGAAAAAGAACUCGAGGAGGAAUAUGAUAAACGAUUGGCACAAUAUGAGGCACAGAUGCAAAGUGAAGAGCAAACGCUUAUGCGAGCCAGCCAAGACGUCGAGACAAGAUAUAUUCAGCAAAAUGAACUUCUCGACGCUGAGAUGCGAAAUGUGCAAGAAGAGAAAGAGCGAAUCGAGUUGAAAUUGAAGAAAGGGAAAAAG